Molecule: messenger RNA, 732 nt
Organism: Adineta steineri
Lineage: Eukaryota; Metazoa; Rotifera; Eurotatoria; Adinetida; Adinetidae
Source: the annotation of a GenBank genome assembly
AUGGGUAAGGCAAAUUCAAAAUGUAAUAAUCAAUUGUCAAUAAUUUCUCAUACUCAAUCAUUAUUAUCAUCAUGUCAUUCCAAACGUAAACAUAUUGAUUUAAGUGUAUUUAUUAGUAAAGAACGUUUACGUACAAAGAAAAAAGUUCUUAUGUUAGGUUUAGAUGGUGUAGGAAAAACAGAUUUAUUUAGUCGCUUAAUAUGUCAUGAGAAACAAACAACAACAACAACAAAAUCUCUUCCUCAACCAACUAUGGGUUAUAAUGUUGAAACAAUAAAAGUUCAUUGUAAUCAUUUUUGUCAUCGUCGUAGUCAUGAAAUAACCUUAUGGGAUUGUGGUGGUCAAAGUUCUCUUCAACCAUUAUGGUCUUAUCAUUUUUCUAAUACAUCAUUACUUCUCUGGUUAAUAAAUGUACAUGAUCGUUCAAGAUUAGAUACUAAUCUUCAAUUACUUUCGCAAAUUCUUACAAAUCCAUUACUUUAUCGAGUUCCUGUUCUUAUUAUAUCCUAUCAUAGUUCAAUGAAACGACAAGAUGAAAAAAAAACAUUCGAUGAUGAUAAAAAUGAAAAUUUACUAACUAAUUUAGAAAUAGCAUUUCGUUUCUUAUCAACACUUGCAGCUUCACAUGCUAGUACGUUCAAAUGGCAAGUUAUUAGUAUAAAUUUGAAUGAUAAUUCUACUGAUGAUCUUAAAAAACUUCGACAAUCAUUCAAAGAAUUAAUGGAAUUAUGA